AUGUCGCGCCCAUAUCAGUAUCGUACCAGUUCCAAGAUCCCAAGGAACCUCCAGUCAAUAGGCCAUGUGUUAUCAGUCAACGCACAGCACGGGGCGCACCAACUAAGAAUGUGGGCCGCUGGUCCUGGAAAGCGUAUGGCUUUAAGAACGGGCGAACGGGUUAUGCGACGGUUGCAGCGAAAUUUGACUUCGAGGCGGUUGUUAAGCUUUCCUCAUCUGCUGGUACUGUUCUGGCUCGUGAUACUGCUGUAUGGAGAGAGAUGGGUGUUUAAUAGCAAAGUCGCAAGUUGCGAUUGGGAUCAUUGGGAGAAAUGGCCCAAAGAUGCGAAACCUCACCACCUCGUCUUCGUCGCCGAUCCUCAAAUCAUCGAUCCUCAUUCCUACCCCGGCCGUCCCUGGCCUCUCAAUCCUCUGACAGUUCUCAUAACCGAUAAUUACCUGCGACGAGGCUACCGAGCGAUGCAGAGCCGUCUACACCCCGACAGUUUAUUCUUUCUGGGCGAUUUAUUCGACGGCGGUCGCGAGUGGAAGACGCGAGAGGGCAAAUUCGUCGAUCCGAAAUGGGGACGGGGUCGUUCCAAAGAUGAAAAGAAGCUGGUCGAGUUGUGGCACAAUACAUACGGCGAAGACUUUUGGUUGCACGAGUACGAGCGAUUCGGAGACAUCUUCUUUAAGCACUUCAACGACGGAGGCGAAGUACCUGGGUCCUGGCAACGUGGACGAAAACUGGUGGCCAGUCUGCCCGGAAACCACGACUUGGGCUUUGGUGCGCAGGUCCAGACUUCUGUUCGGGAUCGAUUCGAGGCCUUCUUUGGUGAUGUUAACCGCGUCGACGUUAUCGGAAACCACACCAUUGUGUCGGUUGAUUCAGUCUCUCUGAGCGCUGAUACCUCAGAGUACAAGAAUAAGCACGAUCUGAAGCCCAUCUUUGGUCCUGUGAAUGAGUUUCUGGACGGCGUCAAGACAUUGAAACGAAAAGCAGUCGAGGAGGAGCUGCGCCAUUACUACGAUCUCAAGGGAGGUCUACGAUAUCCUCAUAAUGUUGAGGAGUUAGAUAGGUCGAAGCCAACUUGGGGUAAGAGUGCUGAAGCAGACAAGGGCGAUGGUCCUGAGUUUCCCACGAUUCUUCUUACGCAUGUUCCGUUAUACCGAGCCCCUGGAACACCAUGCGGACCUCAACGAGAGCACUGGCCGCCGACGACACCCCCCAAGGGCCAGAAGGAACCCGUUUUUCCAGACAACCGAAACGCACUUAGUGUUGUCGGGGGAUAUCAAUACCAGAAUGUUCUCAACGAGCUUGACUCGAUCAAGUUGGUCAAGAGCAUAGGAAACAUCAAGCAUGUCUUUUCAGGCGACGAUCACGAUUACUGCGAGGUUGUGCACUCCGACGCCAAGGAGAACGUCCGCGAAAUCACCGUCAAGAGUAUGAGCAUGGCAAUGGGUGUGCCUACGCCUGGGUUUCUUAUGGUCAGCAUGUUUAACCCUGUUGAUUCCAAGGGUAAACCACUACCUGGAUCACCAGAGCAGACGAUCCAGACGCACAUGUGUCUUUUGCCUAACCAAAUCCACACGUAUAUGGAGUAUAUCGUUUUCGGCGUGGCAACUCUCGUCCUUCUAGUCGUCCGCGCAGCACUUGUUCCCGCACUCUCACUCACUCCUUUCGCCCUCGAACCCGAGAAACACUCAUCCUCAAGCGUUCUGCCCGUAUACAAGGACAAGAUGGACCCUCCCGAAGCUUCAACCUACCGCAACACGACAUCCUCCGGCACUUCAGCACACCACUUCCCCUCGCGCGCAGCACCGCGCCACGGGAGGAGCGCAUCCCCUGUACAGACAUCAGGCCGAUGGCAGGCUCGGCGCGGCGGACGAAACGACAAGCGCUGGGGCUGGGGGUCUGCAGGCGGGCCGCGCAUCCACCUCGACGACAAUCUUUAUACCACAGGCGUUCGGGAUAAACGUAUCGGUGGUAAGAAAGCUCUUGGGGUGAUUGGCCGAGAGCUUUGGACCACGGCGUGGCGUGUGGUUUGGACGGUGCUGUUGUUUUUUGCAUAUCUUGCAUGGAAGGGAUAGAUUACACUAUACCCACUGAAGGAAGCAUGUGUAGCGAUGUGCUAUUGUAUAUAGUAGUCUUACAGUAUACCUAUUACGUUGACAGGGGAGGGAUCUAUCUCUUGGGGAAAAGUCGUGCUUAAUAGCUGGAUUGUUGAUGCUCACACAGAGCAGGUUUUUAUAUGUAUCAAAAAGAAUAAAAGUAAUAAUUCCGACAAAGCAUAUCAACACAGUGACCAUGACCUCAAAGUCUGCAGUCUCCUAUUUCCCAUUUCCCAUUACUCAUCGUCCCAAUGCCCUCGCCCCAAUCCCCUUGCUCAUCGUCUCCUCGAAACACCCAUCCUGUCCUCCCUAGCCCUCCUCAAAUCAUCAUCCCUCUCCCUCUCCAGCAACGCCUGAUGCACGCCCUCCAUAUCCGCCUGGCUCUGCUGAGCAGCCGCCACAGCCGCUGCUCGUCGGGCCUGCUGCGCUGCGACAAGGGCCUCGCGGGCGCGUCGGUCUUCGUAGGACGCGACGUCUUCUGAGGUGAUGUGCAGUGUUGUUGCGGGACGUCUGAGCAUUUUUUGUUUUUCUUUGGUAUGUGAUUGAGAUGCUGGCUGCUUUGGGGGAGUGAAAG
This is a messenger RNA of Fusarium graminearum PH-1, 2665 nucleotides long. RefSeq lists its product as uncharacterized. Gene Ontology annotation, cellular component: endoplasmic reticulum. The coding region runs from base 1 to 2070 and encodes 689 amino acids. The record is from RefSeq and is a predicted model, not a curated record. Gene Ontology annotation, biological process: GPI anchor biosynthetic process. The transcript is spliced from 2 exons. Lineage: Eukaryota; Fungi; Ascomycota; Sordariomycetes; Hypocreales; Nectriaceae.